GAAACGGCAGGGUAGGCUCGAUGGGCUGAAUGGUCUACUGUUGUUUUGACUCCUACAGGUGGAUUCCGAUGAUCUGGCCAGUCAAUCUGAUAGAUUAGAAAGAUGGAGACAUGUGCUAUUAUCACUGGGGUGAACCUCAUUCCUGGAUUCUAUAUUAAAUCUGUCUUCACCCAAUAACUGAAGACGGAAGGUUUUAAAAAAGACUUAAUGCGCCUGCGCAGUCCCCGCUCGCUGGUUCAUGUCUCGGAUUUCCACUGUCUGUCCUGCGCGACUCUCGCUCCAUUUCUCGGCGAGUGAUUGCACACGUCUGUGUCACGAGGGAAGAUGGCGGACAAAACCGAGGAUUUGAGUAGCGCCGCGGCUGAGACGGACUGCAAAACCGAGCCGCCCUCGUCACCUACUGCAAGUGGCCGGGGCUUGGAGGAAGGCGGUUGGUCGACUCCCAUCUUAUCCCUGGCUAGGAAAGCGUCAGAGACCCUCUCGGCGAACUACGGAAGUGCUCUCAAGUCAGCAGCCGUGGGAUUCGCGGUCAAAGCGAGCGGCAGUGACAACCCGAUCAGCAAAAAUGUUAAUGAGCAUAUGAAAAAUGAACGAGUCAACCUCAUGAAUAUGAUGAAACUGAGUAUCAAAGUGCUUAUUCAGUCUGCAUUAAGCCUGGGAAGAACUUUAGACGCAGAUUUCCCUCCUCUUCAGCAGUUUUUUGUGGUCAUGGAGCAAUGCCUCAAACAUGGGCUGAAAGUAAAAAAGACUUUCCUUGGCCCAAACAAGUCAUUUUGGGGUCCUCUAGAGGUGGUGGAAAAACUUUGCCCUGAAGCUGCUGAAAUAGCAACUAGUGUUCGAGACCUGCCAGGGCUAAAAACUGCUGUAGGAAGAGGAAGAGCAUGGCUUAAUCUUGCUUUAAUGCAGAAGAAACUAGCUGAUUAUUUGAAGGCCUUGCUUGAUCGGAAAGAUUUGCUAAGUGAAUUCUAUGAUCCUAAUGCACUGAUGAUGCAUGAUGAAGGAGCGGUCAUUGUUGGUCUACUGGUGGGCCUUACAGUUAUUGAUGCGAAUCUUUGUUUAAAAGGAGAAGACUUGGAUUCUCAGGUGGGAGUGAUUGACUUCUCGCUGUAUCUUAAAGAUGGAGUUCAGGAUAAUGCUGACUGCCGACAGGACACUGAACUCACUAAAAUUCUGGAUCAGAAACAUUAUGUGGAAGAACUCAACAGACAUUUGAGUGGUACAGUUUCUGAUCUACAGACAAAGCUGGAUUCAUUAGAAAAAACUAAUGCAAAACUAAUGGAAGAGCUUGCAGCAGCAAAUGAUAGAAUUCAGUCACUUCAGGAGGAGCAGAAUCAACUGAAGCAAGAAAAUUCAUCAAUCCUUGAAACAAGUGAACGUAGAGUAGAGGUGAGCAGACAAGAUUCUGAAGUAGAACUGGAAACAUACAAACAAACUCGUCAAGGUCUAGAUGAAAUGUACAACGAUGUCUGGAAGCAACUGAAAGAAGAGAGAAAAAUUCGAACGGAACUGGAGAAAGAAUUAGAACUACAGAUGAGCUUGAAGCAAGAAAUGGAAAUAGCCAUGAAGCUACUGGAGAAGGACACACAUGAGAAGCAAGACACGUUAGUAGCUCUCCGACAACAGUUGGAAGAAGUAAAGGCUAUCAAUUUGCAGAUGUUUAACAAAGCUAAGAAUUCUGAGGGGGCAGCGCAGCAGAAGGCUGAAAUGAUAAACACUCUGGAGCGAAAGACUAAUCAAAUGAUUGAUGCCACAAAGCAAAUGGAGGAAAGAUUGCAACAGUCUGAACAAACUAGGCAGUUAGCAGAAGAGAAAAAUCGAAAAAUUGAGAGAGAAUUUGCAAGCAAGAUUGAGAAUCUCCAGCAGCAGCUCAGUGAAUUGGACAAACAACGGAAGAGGUUCAGUCAUAUGUGGAGCAAAAUGGGACUUGCACUACACUCCACGUUGGAUUCUGAACUUAAAGCUGAGAAGGAACAAAGACAAAGUCUUCAGCAGCAGUUGCAACAAGAGAGGGAUGUAACAUCUCAGUUGAAAGCUCAACUGUUGCAGAAGUCUGGCUUAGAGAAGGAAAUGCAGACAUUGCAAGAUGAGAAAAAAGAACUCCACAAGAUCUGUGAAGAACAGGAACAGGCGCUACAAGAAAUGGGACUCCAUCUUAGUCAAUCAAAAUUGAAAAUGGAGGACAUUAAAGAGGUCAAUAAAGCAUUAAAGGGAAAUGCCUGGCUGAAAGAUGAUGAAGCAACAUCCUGCAAACAAUGUGAGAAAGAAUUUUCAAUCUCAAGAAGAAAGCAUCACUGUCGAAACUGUGGUGAUAUCUUCUGCAACAACUGUUCUAGCAAUGAGUUGGCACUUCCUUCAUAUCCUAAACCUGUGCGGGUCUGUGACACUUGCCAUACGCUACUACUACAGAGGUGUUCUUCAAAUGUUUCCUGAAUUCAACUGAAUUUAUAACCAGCCAUUAGUGCUAGCUUUUUUGUUUUGAAGCUCUACUGCAUCAGUAAAGCUGCUAAAGAAAUUAGGUUCUAUAUGCCAAUAUCUCUUUCUGGAACUCAUCUGAAUAUUUUCAUGUAACUGGACAAAUUGAAGGGCUUGCAUUAACUUAUUGACCAAAUUGCAACUUAAAUUGAAUAUUAGAAUUGUAAUCAAAAUGUUGAUAAUUCACUCAAGGUAAUACACAAUCUUUAUUACAAAAUCUGUCCAGAAUAUAUUUUAUUCUUGAUAUAAAAUUGUUUUUUCCCUUUCUUUUCAUCUCCCCAAGAAUACUUUUAAUUGUGUAGGCCAUUAUUACACUACCACCAACUGAUGUAAUUCCACUUACUUAUGGUCAACAAAAUUGAUUAUGUUGGUUGAAGUUAGAAUUAUUUUUCAUGUUUGCAGUGCCAUAAUGUAUUUGUAUUUCAGAGCUAUUUUUAUGGCUUCAUGUGCCUUUGUUCCAUAACACCUUGCAAUACCUGUAUUGAAGCUGUAGAAUUUACAUGUAUGAAUUUAAUAAUAUGGCUUAUUACAUUGCUAGAAAUAAAAUAGCGUAGCUCUUGCAUUUUGCAAAUAUCAAACCAGUCAAACCACAACUUUGCCAGAACAAUGCAUAAGAAUCUGCUGUUAUUAUGCGGAUUAAAAAGUGCAUGCAUAUUUAACAAAA
Molecule: messenger RNA, 3136 nt
Organism: Chiloscyllium plagiosum (whitespotted bambooshark)
Lineage: Eukaryota; Metazoa; Chordata; Chondrichthyes; Orectolobiformes; Hemiscylliidae
Product: RUN and FYVE domain-containing protein 1
Biological process (GO): regulation of endocytosis; protein transport
Cellular component (GO): cytoplasm
Molecular function (GO): metal ion binding
Source: RefSeq, a predicted model, not a curated record